GGUGACUUUGAAACACAUGCCUAUAACUAUAACUUAAGGGACAAUCCAAAACAGCUCCACCAAAACCAAGGUUUGAGCUUUGUGAAUCCAAAGUGAAGAAAGGAUGGCAAGAGAACGGUCCUUUUACAGAGAUUUUCUGCCAAUUUUGGUGCUUCUUGGCACUGAAUUCAAUGACAUGGGUUUACUCACACUCUUCAAAGUAGCCUCACUGCAAGGAUUGAACAGCUAUGUCUUUGUGGCCUAUGCUUAUGCUGUUGCAACCACUGUGCUUCUUCCUGUCACUUUUUUCCACAGAAGAUCAAGGGUGGUUCCUCCACUCAGUUUCUCCACAGUAUCCAAAAUAGUUCUUCUUGGGGUGAUAGGAAGUUCAUCUCAGAUACUGGGUUAUGCAGGAAUCAGCUAUAGUUCUCCAGCUCUUGCUUCAUCAAUUGGCAAUCUGGUGCCUGCUUUAACCUUUAUCCUUGCCGUAAUCUGCAGGAUGGAAAAGUUAGCUGCUAAAAGUAGGAGUAGUCAAGCUAAGGUAAUGGGAAGCAUAAUAUCAAUAUCAGGUGCAUUUGUUCUGACUUUCUACAAAGGACCAUCAAUCGUCAAUGCUCACAAACAUCUUUCCUUGUCACUUCAAGAUCAAAUUAACUUUCUUAAAUCAGAGGAUGCUAGCUGGGCCACUGGUGGCAUUCUGCUGAUAGCUGACUACAUUCUGACUUCAGUAUGGUACAUUUUAGAGGAGGAUAUCUUGAGAGUGUUCCCGGAUGAACUUACUCUAGUCUUGCUUUACAAUGUCACUGCCACAAUAUUCACUGCAACUGUAGGUUUAUUUGCUGAGCCAAGUGCUAGUGCUUGGAAAAUAGGUCUAAAUGUUUCACUGAUCUCCAUUGUUAGCUCAGGACUAUUUGGAAAGUUAAUGAGCAAUGUAGUUUAUGCCUGGACAUUGAAUUUAAAGGGGGCUGUCUUUGUAACAUCCUUCAGGCCACUUCAAAUUGUGAUUGCAGUUGCAAUGGGUGUUUUGUUCCUUGAUGAUACUCUGUACAUUGGAAGCGUAGUUGGAGCCAUAAUAGUAUCGAUUGGUCUUUAUGUUGUGUUGUGGGGCAAGGCAACAGAAGAGAUUGAGGAAGUUGUUGGUGGCUUGGAAUCACUAACUGCUGAGAAUGUUCCUCUCUUGCAAAACCAGAGAACUGAAACAUCAGAAAAGAAUGUUUAAAACAAAAAUACAAACUCUUCCCACUUUUAACAUCAUAGAAAAACCAUAAAAAAAAAACCCAUUUUCUUGCAUAGAACAGCAAGAGUACAUAGUUCCAUUGUUCCCCAAGAUGAUUCUGAGCUGCUUAUACCUAAGUGAAGUAAAUGGAAGAUUUUCAUUGUUAACACAGCUUGCUGUUACUUAUGAUGUACAUAGUGUGGUUUGUCAUAGAAUCGAACCUACACUGUUCUUUACACAGAGGAGUUGUAACUUUUAUUCAAGUGGUUUAAUGGAAAAACAGACAUCUCUCUCUAAACAUGUCAGAUAACGACAUGUAUGUACACAUGUAACAUGAAUGUAUUUAAACAUGGUGUGGUAUAAUUGACAGGUAACUACACUCCCUAAA
Messenger RNA from Vigna angularis (adzuki bean), 1583 nucleotides. RefSeq names its product WAT1-related protein At3g28050. Bases 104 to 1198 code for a protein of 364 amino acids. The record is from RefSeq and is a predicted model, not a curated record. The transcript has 7 exons. Gene Ontology annotation, cellular component: plasma membrane. NCBI's taxonomy places the organism in Eukaryota, Viridiplantae, Streptophyta, Magnoliopsida, Fabales, Fabaceae. Gene Ontology annotation, molecular function: transmembrane transporter activity.